Molecule: messenger RNA, 1550 nt
Organism: Lacerta agilis (Sand lizard)
Lineage: Eukaryota; Metazoa; Chordata; Lepidosauria; Squamata; Lacertidae
Product: protein ANTAGONIST OF LIKE HETEROCHROMATIN PROTEIN 1-like
Exons: 2
Coding region: 137-1450 (437 amino acids)
Source: RefSeq, a predicted model, not a curated record
CCUAUUCUAACCCUCUGCAAUGCAGGAAUCUCAACUGAAGCAUCCAUGACAGAAGGUCACCCAACCUCUGCUCAAAAACCUCCUUCGUUCAGCGUUGCACCUGCGACUUCCAACACCGUUCCACUCCUUGCGCAGCAUGGAACCUCAUGUGUUGCUCCAGCUGCUGAAGUUACACCUUGAGGUAUUGGUUGCUGUGCUCCACUCAGCAAUCAGCCGAUGUAACGCCUAUCUUAUGAGUAUCAGAAGGCGGCAGAGGAGGAGAGUGCUGAUAGGGCGGGCGAUUCAGAACCACAUCUUGAGGACUAGGCGCAUCGUUCAAAGGAGGAGGAGCUGCAGACAUAUGGUUCCUAUCGUCACCUUGUUGGAAAGCGGGCCGAAAUUGCGGCGCUGGUGGGUCUGCCCCACCAAGCAGCAUUGGUGGGAGCGUUCCAUGCUGGGGACCCGGGACGAUGGAACGUGGAUCGAGAGCUUCCAGAUGAGCCGAGGGACGCUCUUCGAAAUUGCGGACGUGCUCCGACCCCAGCUCCAGAGGCAGAGAACUAUCAUGCGGGAAGCCAUCCCCGUCGAGAAGCGGGUCGCUAUCGCUGUGUGGUGGCUUUCUAAUCUGAAGUGCUACCGCGAAGUUGCAGCGCAGUUUGGAGUCGGGAGGUCGACGGUGGGAGAGAUCGUUCUGGAGGUGUGCUUUGCCAUCAAGCACCUCCUCGUCCAGAAGACAAUCUAUUUGGGCGACUACUGGAAGAUCAUGGAUGGUUUCAGGAAGAUGGGAUUCCCUCACUGCGUUGGCGCGAUGGACUUGACGCACCUCUCCAUAAUAGCCGCGACGGGUCCGGGAGACGAGUGCAACAAGCCAAAGAAUUUCUGUUCCAUUCUGCUUCAAGGGACAACCGACCACACCGGCCGUUUUACGAACAUUGAAGUGGGAUGGAGCGGGAAGAAACACGACGACGUGCAGAUCUUCCGCAAAUCUGCGCUGUGCCAGGCUAUGGACGAGGGCACCUUUGUCCCGGGGAACCCAACUAUCAACAUGCAGGGUGUGGAGAUCCCACCUCUAAUACUCGCCCAUAGCACCUACCCUAUGCGGAAGUGGCUCAUGAAGCCCUAUGGAGGCCCCUUGGACCAGAGGAAGGCCAUCUACAAUAGGACUUUCAACCACUGCCACAGCGUGGUCCAGCAGGCCUUUGGCAGGCUCAAGGCAAGGUGGCGUUGCCUCACGGCGAGGCUGCCGGUGGCAGAGGAGAACGUCUUGGCGGUGGUCACCGCGUGUGUCGUGCUGCACAAUAUUUGCGAGACCAAGGGGCACGCCGUUCCCGAAGGCGUGGACAUCUCUGAGCACGUACUCUUGGCAGCGUAUAACGAGGACUGCCAUUCUUACGAAACCAGCAGCGAGUCAGGAGGCGAGGAGGUGCGCAAUGCGAUCUCACGUUACCUGGCAGCAAAUACUGAAUGCUGAGAUCUGGACUCUGCAUUUUGGUGUGUUUUGGCAUCUAUUUUGUAAAUAUAAUUGCCUUGGUUACGCUGACACAUUUCAUUUGUGUGUAUGCCAUCUACAC